AUCGAGAACCUCGUGGACCUCGACUCGUUUACCGAGGGCAGCAUCCUGCACCACGUGCGUAAGCGGUUCCAGGGCGACCUGAUCUACACGCUGGUCGGCAGCAUCCUCGUCGCCGUGAACCCGUUCAAGCGCCUGCCCAUCUACACGCCCGAGCUCAUGGACAGCUACCGCGCGCGCGCGAGCGGCGGCGACCCGCCGCCGCCGCACGUGUUCCUCACGGCCGCGCGGUGCUACGACGCCAUGGUCGACACGAAGCAGUCGCAGUCCGUCCUCAUCUCGGGCGAGUCCGGUGCGGGCAAGACGGAGACGACGAAGUUCGUCCUGGCCUUCGUCGCGCGCGUCGCGGGCCGCGGCGGCGGCGCGGGCGCGGGCAAGUCCGUCGAGGAGCAGAUCCUCCAGAGCAACCCCGUGCUCGAGGCCUACGGCAACGCCAAGACCCUGCGGAACAACAACUCGAGCCGCUUCGGCACGUGGCGGCGCAAGUGGAUGAAAAUAGAAUUCGAGGGCAACUCCAAGAUCCGCGGCUGCAGCAUCACGAACUACCUCCUCGAGAAGUCGCGCGUCGUCUGGCAGUCCAAGGGCGAGCGGUCCUACCACGCCUUCUACCAGCUCUUCAAGGGCGCGAAGGAGCGCGAGGCCUACGGCAUCGGCGCGGACCCCGAGGCCUUCGCCACGCUCACGAAGGGCGGCUGCACGACCGUCGACGCCAUCGACGACGCGCAGGAGUGGGACGACCAGCGCGCGGCGCUCGACAUCCUCGACUUCUCCAAGGACGACCAGCGCGUCGCGCUCGGCGUCGUCGCCGCGACGCUCCACCUCGGCCUCGCGGCCUUCAGCGCCGACGGCGACGGCUCGCGCGUGAGCGACGCGGCGUGCCUCGCCAAGGCCGCGCCGCUGCUCGGCGUCGACGCGGGCAAGCUCGCGGCCGCGUUGACGACGCGGACGGAGCAGAUGGGCCGCGGGUCCAUGGUGACCAUCAAGCUGAGCCCGCCGGCGGCCAAGGACGCCGCCGACGCCCUGGCGAAGGCGCUCUACGGCCGCCUCUUCGAUUGGCUGGUCGUCAAGAUCAACGCGUCGAUCUCGCGCGGCGAGGGCGCGUGCCACGUCGGCGUGCUCGACAUCUUCGGCUUCGAGGUCUUCAAAGUCAACUCCUUCGAGCAGCUCUGCAUCAAUUAUACCAAUGAGAAGCUCCAGCUCUUCUUCAACGACGUCGUCUUCGGCGAGGAGAUGAAGAUGUACGAGUCCGAGGGCGUGCCGCACACGCACAUGGCCUUCGAGGACAACGCGAGGUGCGUCGCGCUGCUCGACGGCAAGCCCGUGAACCUGCUCUCCCUGCUCGACGACGAGUGCUCCGGCGGCGCGUCGGCGAAGGACGCCAAGUACGGCUCCAAGGCCAUCAACACGUUCGCGCAGGGCCCGCACAAGAACGCGUACUUUGGGGGCAAGGACCCGUCGGGCCGGUCCUUCGCCGUGCGCCACUUCGCCGGCGCCGUGACCUACGACACGGCGGGCUUCGUCGAGAAGAACCGCGACACGAUCUCGACGACGCUCUCGACGCUCUGCAUGGAGGCCGCGGUGCCGCUCGUCGCGCGGUUCUUCGCGGAGCCCCCCGCCGCGUCGCCCGCGUCGCCCGCGUCGCCCGGCGGCGGCCGCAAGAAGAAGAAGGGCGCCAAGACCCUGGGCGCCGCCUUCCGCGCCCAGCUCCACGGCCUCAUGGACGCCCUCAAGGCCACGCAGCCCCACUUCGUGCGCUGCGUCAAGUCGAACCCGGGCAAGAAGCGGCGCAAGAAGCCCGACGUCUUCGACGGCGCCCUCUGCCUCCAGCAGCUCAAGUACAGCGGCCUCUUCGAGGCCAUCAAGAUCCGCAAGGCCGGCUACGCCUACCGCGUGCCCCACGCGGUCUUUGCGAAGCGCUACGCGCUCACGGCGCCC
Aureococcus anophagefferens is the source of this 1932-nucleotide messenger RNA. RefSeq lists its product as hypothetical. The record is from RefSeq and is a predicted model, not a curated record. Gene Ontology annotation, molecular function: ATP binding; actin filament binding; microfilament motor activity. Gene Ontology annotation, cellular component: vesicle; actin cytoskeleton; cytoplasm. The transcript has 3 exons. Lineage: Eukaryota; Pelagophyceae; Pelagomonadales; Pelagomonadaceae. The annotation marks the transcript as partial. Gene Ontology annotation, biological process: vesicle transport along actin filament; actin filament organization.